UCUGAGACAGACGCAAGACGCCAGACACCGCGCCAGAUGCCGCGCUCCAAAAAGAAGGCGGUUCGGAACCGAGGCAGGCCGCGGCAGUCCGAAGAGUCUCCAGGAACCCCCCACGGAAGGUCUGCGGAGCCCGAGACCAAGACAGAGCCCAGCCAGGCUCCCGAACCCAGCCGCUUCCUGCCGUUCUCCAGCAGAGGCCACAGGCUCGGAACUCUGGGAGCCAACGAGAGAGCGGGAGCCACCCCCCAAAGCUGCAGCUCACCGUCAACGUCCUCCGCCGGCCUCCGGCGCCCUCCCCAGGCCAAAAGGCCCAAAACCAGCGGUGACAUCGAGCGCCCAGUGAGCACCAGCCAAGAGGAGGGGGGCAUCAGGGGGGGAGAGGAAUAUCUGGAGCCAGUGGACAGGGAACCCCUGGUAUACCACAUGGACACCGGAGUCCAACGCCAUGGUUACUCUGAGGACCUGCCCGAGGACUUUUUCGACAUCACCGUAGAUGACAUCAAGAAGCGGUUUGACCAGCUGAGGAGUGAACGGAUGGCUCAAGAGGAGGCCCCUCUCAUGACCCAGGCUCAGCGCAUGGCUCUCAUGUUGAAGAAGAUGGAGAGAUACCCUAAGGUGACACUGAGGAUCCAGUUUCCUGACAGACACGUUCUACAAGGAUUCUUCCGGCCCUUGGAGACAGUUGACACUUUGAGGCACUUUGUGAGAAGUCACCUGGCAAAUCCCCAGCAGUGUUUCAACCUGUUCACAGCUCCUCCAAGACACAAUCUGGACGACCCCACUGCCACUCUGUUCCAGGCAAACCUGUUUCCAAAGGCUCUGGUUUACUUCAGCUCUGAUGUCCAGACAGACUGUUACCUGCAGAAGCAGCUGCUGGAAUCAAGGGUGUCAGUCCUGGAGGCAGAGAGGGCCAGGGCAUGCUGCACGCCGGGGUCGCCGACCCCAUCUUCCACUUCGGCGAUUUUGGAAGGGCCCUUUCCGCCCCCCGCGGCUUCAAACGCGCCGGCCAAUCAGCAGAGCACAGCGGCCGGCCGGCCCGGGCUCCGAACUAACAGCCAAGCGCCAAAUCCACUUAGGACUGAUCCCAGCAAAGUGCCCGAGUGGCUGAAAAUGCCAGGCAAAAAGUGAAAAUGCAGCUUGUUAAUUCAGAGAAAACUGACUGAGGUGGCCCCCUUGACGUACCCUCAAACCUGAGAUACGGAGUAAAUCAAUGGACAAAUGAAUGAGUGAACUGUGGUUGCACGGCACUCGAGUGAACGGGAGUGUCUUAUGUCAGCCACCACGGCAGCCAUUUUGCACCAGAACGCUCUCAGACACUCAGUUUAGCCAGAGAGGGAGGGGUUUGUUUCAGCCAAUCAGAACUGGGGGUUCCAGUCUUGGGCUGGCAUAGGUGUUGUGUUCCCCUGCGUUCGCUUGAGUGAGAGUUCAGUCACGUAAACGGGUAACGGGUACGAUUGUAAGGGACGCUGGUCUGGAGUGGGGGGGGGGUGUCUGCCGGGCG
Megalops cyprinoides (Indo-Pacific tarpon) is the source of this 1501-nucleotide messenger RNA. Its product is annotated as tether containing UBX domain for GLUT4-like. The record is from RefSeq and is a predicted model, not a curated record. The transcript is spliced from 11 exons. Gene Ontology annotation, molecular function: protein binding. The coding region runs from base 37 to 1128 and encodes 363 amino acids. NCBI's taxonomy places the organism in Eukaryota, Metazoa, Chordata, Actinopteri, Elopiformes, Megalopidae.